Molecule: messenger RNA, 1652 nt
Organism: Mugil cephalus (flathead mullet)
Lineage: Eukaryota; Metazoa; Chordata; Actinopteri; Mugiliformes; Mugilidae
Product: histone H4
Exons: 1
Coding region: 702-1013 (103 amino acids)
Biological process (GO): nucleosome assembly
Cellular component (GO): nucleosome
Molecular function (GO): protein heterodimerization activity; structural constituent of chromatin; DNA binding
Source: RefSeq, a predicted model, not a curated record
AGGCCCGAUGAAACUCGAGAGAGAAUGGAACAAAGCAAAAAAUUGCUGAUCCUCCCACGGAUCACAAAGGCAAUAGGGACUUUUGGUGGGGCAAUAUUCUUUACAUAUCCCUUGUUACACAGUUAUGUGUUUAAAUAGGAGGUCUAUCUGUCCAUGCACUGAGGAUCUAAAUUUAUUUUUGAGAAUAGAAAAUAAACUCCCCGUCGGGGAAUCGAACCCCGGUCUUCCGCGUGACAGGCGGAGAUACUGUCCACUAUACUAACGAGGAGGCAGUGUUCCGAUACCCAGGAUAUACGAUUAUAUGGCACGACUCUAUCCGUUACGUUCAUCGUCAUGUUGUUUAUCUUUUCAUAAUAAGAAUCGACAUUCGAGCCAAAGCUAAGGUCCGUGUGAAAACGCACACAUGUGUCAGAACUGAAAUGGUUCUGUUGUGAAGAAUGGGCUCAAAAUCCUCCAAACUACUGACCAACUGUUACCACUUGUUAUUUGAUGUAUAUUAAUUUAAACAUUAAUUCAACAUCUUAAGAAACAGAAUCAAAUAGUUCCAGUAACAGAGAACAGCUCUGGGUCGUUUGGCUCCGCCCAUCGCUUUAACUGAGACCAUGUUCUCCAUCACGUCCGCAGUUUGUAUUUAUAUAGAGAGUCUCUGUCCGACAGACUCAUAUUCAUCUGAGAAUCUGUCAGAUAAAUAAAUCAGCAACAUGAGCGGAAGAGGCAAAGGCGGAAAGGGACUCGGAAAAGGAGGCGCUAAGCGUCACCGUAAAGUUCUCCGUGAUAACAUCCAGGGAAUCACCAAACCCGCCAUCCGCCGCCUGGCUCGCCGUGGCGGAGUCAAGCGAAUCUCCGGCCUGAUCUACGAGGAGACCCGCGGGGUCCUCAAGGUCUUCCUGGAGAACGUCAUCCGCGACGCCGUCACCUACACCGAGCACGCUAAGAGGAAGACGGUCACCGCCAUGGACGUGGUGUACGCCCUCAAGAGGCAGGGCCGCACCCUGUACGGCUUCGGAGGUUAAACCCUACGUCCCCGACACACAACACAACGGCUCUUUUAAGGGCCACCCACUCAGACCAGAAGACCUCUCAUUUCUGUUACAAUGUUUAGUUCACGUCCCGCUUUUAGCCUGAUCGGGCAAAUGAAUAUGUCUUUUGCCUUGAUGGCUAAGCUUGUCUCACUUAACUUUAUACUCCUAAACUCUCGCUUAGAGAUGGUGAAUAAAGGAUUCUGAUGCUUCUUUAUGACUGACCCGAAAAGAGUCAAAGAGAACCCCUACCAGUGACAUCUAGUGGCCAUGUGCGGUUAUAGCACGUGAUUUCGUGUUUCUUUAAAUGAAUGGUGAGGUGCCAACGUUUCGAAGCUGACGCCCACUUCCGGUGUUUCAUUGCGACGUUGUUCAUGUGAUAUCAGAGAUUUGAUAGAAGCCUCGACACAGUGAAAUGAUAUGAGUGAAACAAGCUCUGGAGCCUCAGCGUCAAACACUGCAUUUAAAUUCACACAAGCAAAAACAGAACGGUAUAAAUGUCCUUGUGCAGAUUUGUCGCUGUUGAUCAUCUUCUGUUCUAUAACCGUUUAUGCUCAUCUUCCAUAUGUGGCAGUUGAUUAUGCACAUCACUAGACAGAACAGACGUCUCUUUGAAUCAAUAAAGUUUUCUUU